CUUCCUUGCCUGAUCAGGAAUCUGCAUGAAAGGCUGGUUCUCCCGUUUCUCUUUAAAGCAAAGAGAAACUUCUCAAUGUUAACAUGUAGCAAAACUGAAAGAAAGAAAAGCCUGUUUGGUCCGCCUCCCUGGCUGUUGCUACCUUGCUGUUUCUGACACGCAGACCGGGAGGUCUGAUGAAGUGUUCCUGUAGCCCCAGAGCCGCUCGGUCCCCCUGGUAACCAGAGCCCUGAGCGCAGACCGCUCUUGCGACUUUCUCGCGUGGUUCUUUUGUGUGACUUUGGGAAGGGCUGGUGGAGGAUUUCUCAGCGUGUGCCGGCAGAGGCAAGCAAGCCGCGCGGGGAGGAAGGACCCACGCCGCGCGGUAGCAGAAGGAAGCCAACUCGGACCUCACAGGGCUGGAACUCGCUGCACUCUGGCAUGCAGUUUUUCAAGUCAGCAAAAACAACAAUCAAAUUACUAUCUUGUUGUGCCGCUGGAAGCUCCUGGAGAGGGAUUUGUGCGCUGGCUUAAUGACCGUGCGAAAGGAGGGGAGUUACAGAAUAGCCCAAUGUAUCUGCUUCAUGGAUCCUGGGGACAAGUCAGACUGCACUGAAACUGCGAAGAGAGGAAAUAUAAAGAAGCAUCCCAGUCCUUUAACUGUUGUUACAAUGACGGAGAGAAAGUCAGCCAAAGGAGUCCCCGUGUCCGCCAGCUUCCACAUGGUGCCGUGCGGGGACGCAAAGAUGAAUGGUGAAGGGAAGCUGUAACGUGUGAGUCUUUCAACACCUCAUCUGCUCCAAGUCCUGGCAUCAACAUGGAUAUUCUUUGUGAAGAAAACACUUCUCUAAGCUCAACUCCGAACUCCUUAAUGCAAGUAAAUGAUGACACAAGGCUCUACAAUGCCUUUCACUCAGGAGAAACGAAUACGUCUGAUGCAUUUAACUGGACAGUAGAUUCUGAAAAUCGAACCAACCUUUCCUGUGAAGGGUGCCUCUCCCCAACAUGUUUCUCCUUACUUCAUCUCCAGGAAAAAAACUGGUCUGCUUUAUUGACAGCUGUAGUGAUUAUUCUAACCAUUGCUGGAAACAUACUCGUCAUCAUGGCAGUGUCCUUAGAGAAAAAGCUGCAGAACGCCACCAACUAUUUCCUGAUGUCCCUUGCCAUAGCUGAUAUGCUGCUGGGUUUCCUGGUCAUGCCUGUGUCCAUGUUAACCAUCCUGUAUGGGUACCGGUGGCCUCUGCCUAGCAAGCUCUGUGCAGUCUGGAUUUACCUGGACGUGCUCUUCUCCACGGCCUCCAUCAUGCACCUCUGCGCCAUCUCACUGGACCGCUACGUGGCCAUCCAGAACCCCAUCCACCAUAGCCGCUUCAACUCCAGAACUAAGGCAUUUCUGAAAAUCAUUGCCGUUUGGACCAUCUCCGUAGGUAUAUCCAUGCCCAUCCCAGUCUUUGGGCUGCAGGAUGAUUCCAAGGUCUUCAAAGAGGGGAGUUGCCUACUCGCAGACGACAACUUCGUCCUGAUCGGUUCCUUUGUAUCAUUUUUCAUUCCCCUCACCAUCAUGGUGAUCACCUACUUUCUAACUAUCAAGUCGCUUCAGAAAGAAGCUACUCUGUGUGUUAGUGAUCCUAGCACACGGGCCAAAUUAUCUUCUUUCAGCUUCCUGCCUCAGAGUUCCCUGUCUUCAGAAAAGCUCUUCCAAAGGUCAAUCCACAGGGAGCUCGGGUCCUAUGCCGGCAGGAGGACUAUGCAGUCCAUCAGCAACGAGCAGAAGGCUUGCAAGGUGCUGGGCAUUGUCUUCUUUCUGUUCGUGGUGAUGUGGUGCCCGUUCUUCAUCACGAACAUCAUGGCUGUCAUCUGCAAGGAGUCCUGCAACGAAGCCGUCCUGGGAGCCCUGCUCAACGUGUUCGUCUGGAUCGGGUACCUCUCCUCAGCAGUCAAUCCCCUCGUCUAUACACUGUUCAAUAAAACCUACAGGUCAGCUUUUUCACGGUAUAUUCAGUGUCAGUACAAGGAAAACAAAAAGCCUUUGCAGUUAAUCUUGGUGAACACUAUACCGGCUUUGGCUUACAAGUCUAGUCAACUCCAAGCGGGACAGAAAAAUAAUUCUAAGAAAGCUGCCACUGCCACAGAUAAUGACUGCUCUAUGGUAUCUCUAGGAAAACAACAUCCAGAAGACACUUGUACAGAUGGUAGCCACACCAUGCACGAAAAGGUUAGCUGUGUUUGAUGAGCUGGUUGCCAUGGCAACUGUGGAGGCACAGGGAACUAGAUGUCAUCUACCUGGGGGAGAAAAAAUAAGAUUAGAAAAGAAUUAAACUGUUCUAAUGGAACUGAAACUAAUGUCUAUAUGGUUCAAUAUAUUCCAUCUGUAAAAAGCAGGGUUAAAUGCCACAGAACACGCAUUUCAAAAAUGUAUUCUAAAAUGUCUAGACCACAUUUUAGAUGAUACUUUUAACAUUCUCAAUGACGUCUUUGAAAUAAUUAGCUUUUUGUGCAAUUAUAAUGAGGCCCUAAAUAAAUCUAAUCUAACUUCUGUUAUCAAAUGGAAAUCUUACUAUUUCUGUUGACAGCAUCAGAUUGUGUUGCUUUCCUAGUGCUGUAAAUAAAAAUAACUGUAAAUAAUGAAAAUUUUGUUUAAUAUAAUGGCCUCUUAAAUAAAGACAGAUUUGCUCUUUCAAAUUUGUCAUGACAUAUAUUAUGAAAGGAAAGAAAGGCACUUAAAGACAGUACUAUGAAAUUUGUAUUGCUAAGACUAUCAGGUGAAAUAUUUGUCAGCACUUCUCAUUCCUGCUUUUUCAUAAAUAUCACUCUUAAAUAUUUACAAGAUUGCUGGUAGUGGCUGCAUUUCAAGUUAAUUAUCAGGAGUGGAAAAGAUUUUAAAUAUUAUUGAACAAUUGCUGCUUUCUCUUCUACUUGUGCUUUACUCUGAAUUUCCAAUGUGGUAUUGUUUAAUAUUUGUUUUUAAAUGUAAACUAUCAACAGGAUAAUUUAACAUUGCCAAAUACAUGUCUAGAAAUUGCUUCUUUUAAACAGUACCACAGAGGUAUUUGGUAACUUCCUGUAAAGUUACUGUAUUGUGCAUGAGCUCCUUUGAACUCUAAACAGUAUGUUAAUGUAACUGUGUCAAGGCUGAAAAAUAAACUCAGGUUCGGGCUGUUUCCAAGUAUAAAGCCUUAGGACAUCUCUGUACAAAGUAGGUGACUUUCCAAGUGACAUUCAUUUGAUGCCUUCAAAUCAAUAGUACAUUUAUAUUAUUUAUUAAAAUGAUUUAGCUUGGCUGCAUAAUCAUCAGUUGAGUACAUACUUAGGAGUGGGGCAAUUUUCUACGUACUAGGGAUAUGAAAACAAUUAAAGUAAGAUCCUUGCCUUUAGAGAAAAUGACAAAAUGAAAUGGGCUUUCUCAAAAGUAUAUAAACAGACUUAUUUUGAAAGUCAAUUCAAUUUAUUCCCUUGUUACCUUGUUCAGAAAUGGGUUUGUCUGAGCUCUGAAGGUAGUUUCCUCAGCUAAGUUUCCUGAUUGGUUCCCAGUGAAUGCCAACCAAGCAGGAAAGAGGGCAAAGAUCACUCGAGGUCACAUAUUGUCAUUAAUCUGCCCCUCGGUCUGGAUCUGUUAUAACCAUCAAAGUUUGGAACAAAAUUUUUGUUUCAUCCCUCUAAAAGUGCACUCAGUUUAGUAUUGCUGACACUGGAUUCUCUAAGAAAAAAAGAAGUUAAAUGUGAUAUUUUGUAGAAAUGGUUGCUAAAGAGAGAAAAGAUGAAAAGCAGUUAAUUCCACCUUGACAUUGUCAUACUUAAAACUGCACAGUUUUACUGGAACUGACGUUAGGUAUUUUAUUACAAUGCUGAUGCAUGUCUAUUGGAUAUGAAGUAGUCUUUAUCUUAAAUCUUUGGAUAACAUGCAGAGUUGAAAAUUAAACUAGAAAUCAUCAUUAUGCAACUUGGAAAUGUAUUGAGGCUAGCCUAAUAACGUCUUUACAGAUCUAAUUUGAAAGACAAUUCACUAUUUCACUGCUAGAAUCUAUAAUAUGCCAAGAGCAGCAGGGCUGCAUUUCAAAUGAACUAUUCUUUAAUGAUAAUACCAGUCCGAAUGAUGAAAAUAUAAAUAUUCUGCUGUAGCUUAUUUUGCCUUAGUUUAUAAAUUUACACAUUCCAUUAUAUAUUCGAGGAAAGAUUACAGAUUCUAUGCCCAUAUACUCAAUCUUGAUCAGAGUGAAAAUAAAUAUUUCCUGGCAAAUGUCUUCUGGUUAAAUAAUACUUCAAGUGUGACUGUGGGAUUUUUUGCUCCAUAAGUAUCUACUUAAAUGUAUAUAGGUAAGCAUGUAGCUGUAUAUAUGUACAGACAUGUUCCCGUGCACUUUAUUCAAUAUUUAUAUAUUUAUAUGGAAGAAGAACAAGUCAGUGAAAACAGUAUUUACAUACGUGUGCAUGUUUGCAUAACAUUGAUUUAAAUGUGAAUUCACGUUCCAACAUUCCUAUGACCUUCCAUUAGUGUCGAAGGAGGUUAAAAUGUAAACAAAUUUUAUCAUUUAAAUAAACUGGAAGUUUCCCUAAUUUUGUGGAAAGACUUUAAUACAAUUCUAUAAAGAUGACAAAAACAAUAACCCAGAUGUAGACUCACUGAUGGGGGGGGGGUGCUUUUGUUUAGUCUGGAACUUCUUGACUAUUAUGGCUUUUUAAGUAAACUCCUCACCCCAGUGGAAGAGUCCACGACAAAGGACUCACUCCUAACCAACUUUAAGUUAAUCAAGAGAUUUAUCUACACUUAAGAAAGAAAUUAAAUGCAGUAGUUAGAGAAAACUCAAUUUAAAGUAUAGGUAAUCUCUUGGCUACUUGGCGACAUCGCCACCUCGUGGUCAUUUCUUAAAGUGUUACCACAGUCAAGUUGAACUAAAUUAUUGUACUGCUUCUAGCAAAGGGUGCUUUUCCCAAUUGUGCAUCAAUGAAAUAUUUAUAUAGUGUCAAAUUCUUCUGUGCCAUAUGUAACAAAUUCAGUGAAGAUUAUUUUAUGUACUGAUUUUAAUCAAGAUGAUUCUAAAAUAUUUCAGGAAUG
Molecule: messenger RNA, 5032 nt
Organism: Octodon degus (degu)
Lineage: Eukaryota; Metazoa; Chordata; Mammalia; Rodentia; Octodontidae
Gene: Htr2a
Product: 5-hydroxytryptamine receptor 2A
Exons: 4
Coding region: 797-2209 (470 amino acids)
Biological process (GO): chemical synaptic transmission; G protein-coupled receptor signaling pathway, coupled to cyclic nucleotide second messenger
Cellular component (GO): plasma membrane; dendrite
Molecular function (GO): G protein-coupled serotonin receptor activity; neurotransmitter receptor activity
Source: RefSeq, a predicted model, not a curated record